This is a messenger RNA of Panicum virgatum (switchgrass), 468 nucleotides long. RefSeq lists its product as uncharacterized. Lineage: Eukaryota; Viridiplantae; Streptophyta; Magnoliopsida; Poales; Poaceae. The transcript has 2 exons. The coding region runs from base 49 to 468 and encodes 139 amino acids. The record is from RefSeq and is a predicted model, not a curated record.
UUCGUUGUAGCGCCAGGUGGUACUAGCCAGCAGAUUCGCUAAAUCUCCAUGGGCAACUGCAGCUGCUGCCUGGAGCGGGCGAGGGUGACGGCGUGGGACGACGACGAAGACUGGGGCCUUCCGGCCGAGCGUUCCGGCGGGGCGCGAGGGGUGGUGUCGGCAGGGAACGGCGGCGGCGGCGGCAUGCGGGUGAAGAUCAGGAUGACCAAGGGCCAGCUGCGGCGGCUGCUGGAGAGCGCCGGCCGCGGCGGAGGGGCGUCCGACGAGGACGUCGUGGCGGAGAUCAUGCGCAUGGGCACCGUGCGCGUCGACGUCGCCGAGCUCCGGCACGCGGCGGAGAGGCACCACCGGCCGCCUCCCAAGCUCGAGACGAUACAGGAAGAUGACGGCGAUGAGAGUAGAUGUCUAGAUGAUGUUGCGAACAUAUCGACGUCAUCUAGUGAGAUCGAUCGAGAUCUGUGCGUUUAG